Molecule: messenger RNA, 1335 nt
Organism: Stegastes partitus (bicolor damselfish)
Lineage: Eukaryota; Metazoa; Chordata; Actinopteri; Pomacentridae
Gene: gabrp
Product: gamma-aminobutyric acid type A receptor subunit pi
Exons: 9
Coding region: 1-1335 (444 amino acids)
Biological process (GO): monoatomic ion transmembrane transport
Cellular component (GO): membrane
Molecular function (GO): transmembrane signaling receptor activity; extracellular ligand-gated monoatomic ion channel activity
Source: RefSeq, a predicted model, not a curated record
AUGCUGCUGAUCCAUUUCCUGACCAUCACUCAGGGCGGUUGCAUGUUCUCCAGCAACCACUGGGGUGAAUGGAACGACUCCCAGCUUCAGCCGACAAUUCAGAAGCUCAUGAAAGGAUACAACCGCUACCUCAGACCUAACUUCAACGAAGGUCCUGUGGAAAUUGGAAUGAGCCUUGAUAUCGCCAGCAUUGAUGCCAUCUCUGAAAUCAAUAUGGACUACACUGCAACCAUCUUCCUCCGUCAGCGCUGGCGUGAUUCCAGGCUGGUCUUCCCAGGAAACGAGAGCGUGAGCGUGGAUGGACGCCUCGUGUCUCUGCUCUGGAUCCCUGACACCUUCAUCCCAGACUCAAAGCGUUCCUUCCUGCAUGACGUCACCGUGGAAAACCGCCUCAUACGCAUCUUCAGCAAUGGAACAGUUCUCUAUGCUCUGCGCAUCACAGCUACAAUCGCCUGCAACAUGGACCUGACCAAGUACCCCAUGGACAAACAGGUGUGCACCCUGCAGCUGGAGAGCUGGGGCUAUAACAUCCAGGAUGUGGUGUUCUACUGGACCAGAGGGAAUGAUUCGGUGAAGGGCUUGGACACGCUGCGGCUGGCUCAGUACAGUGUAGAGAGCUACUAUACAUCAGUGUCAGAGGCUGUAUAUGAAACAGGACAAUACCCCAAGCUGGUGCUGCAUUUUUCACUGCGCAGGAAUGUGUUGUUCUUCAUCUUGGAGACUUAUGUUCCCUCCAUUCUGCUGGUGGUUCUGUCCUGGAUCUCGUUCUGGAUCAGCCAGUCCUCUGUGCCGGCUAGAACCUGCAUUGGAGUGACAACGGUCUUGACAAUGACCACUCUGAUGAUGGGCGCCCGCACCUCCCUGCCCAAUGCCAACUGUUUCAUAAAGGCCAUAGAUGUUUACUUGGGCAUCUGCUUCACCUUCAUCUUUGGUGCACUGCUGGAGUACGCCUGCGCUCAUUUUUACACCAUGCAGCACCAGACCAUAGAGGAUUUACAAAGGGAGCUUCUGAGGGAGUUCAGCGAGUCUAAUGGAAACGGCUCAAUCCCCAUUGUCAGCUCCACCCAACCAAAGCAGUCUGCGGAGGUCGACUCCACCGCAGACGAGGCCGCGGAGCAGUCGGUCGACAGUGACCCCAAGAUCCACGCCGGAUCCAAAGAGAAGGUUCAGAGUCAGGGCUGCGGUUUGUCCUCAGUGAAGAAAGCAUCACGUAGGGCGGCAUCCGUCUUCGUUGUGGAAAAUCCACACAACAUUGACCGUCACGCUCGCACCGUUUUCCCCACGGCAUUCCUCUUUGUCAAUAUCUUAUAUUGGCUUUACUAUCUCAUUGUCUGA